AUGUCUUCUCUGGUUCCAAAACUGUGGGACUACAUCCCAGAAGAAAUCCUGGUCCACAUACUCUCUUAUGUUUCUCUUCAGACUAGAUGCACAGUCUUACAGGUGUGCAGACAAUGGGCUGCAGCUGUUUCUUCUAGCUCUCUUUGGCACUUUACAGAGAUCAGUUGUGAUUCAGAGGAUGAGGAGAGCAUGCUGCAGAGCCUGAGCUGGUUCCUCAGCCGUAUCAAACACCUGAAGAUUGUGUUUGACCAGUCCAGGGAGGUCAGCAGGCAGAAUGUGAGAUGCAUCUUGGAUGCAUUGGCGAAAGAGAACCACACAGUGCAGCAGCUGCGCAUUGUGUGCCGUGGGGAGAACCACUAUUUCUACUCUGGCAGGGACAUCCUAGAGGGCAUAUGGAAUUUAUGUGACACUAAGAACCAGAUUGAUCUUCGGUGUAUUGAUUUUCGGAAAAUGCCUUUCACUCUUGAUAAUGAGCUUGUUGAACUCUUAGCUACCACCAACCCAAACUUGCACAGCUUGUUCAUCAACAACCAUGCUCUGCAAUACAAUGUGACACCAGAUACCAUCAGGAAAGUUCUCAGAGUGUGUCCCAGACUCUCAGCGUUGGGGGUUUCCUAUUCCAGCUUGUCUGACAAGGUGUUACAGGAACUGCUCCAGCCUGGGAGAGCACCCUUCACCCAUUUAGACAUUUCCUAUGGGUGCCCAGACAAAUAUAUACCAGUCAUCUCAGCAGAGCUCUGGGCUGCUCUAAGUCAAAAGCAUCCUCAACUCUGUGUAGACCUGGAGUUUGAUUCUAUAAUCCCUGUCUGCAAGAUACCAGAGAUCCUAAAGCCAAAUAUUCCUGUGAGUACACUGCAAUUUAAUGCCCAACUUUACGUGGACGAUGAGAUUAGGUAUGUCACCCAGAACUACAGCAGGACAUUAAAGAAGCUGCUGCUGGAAACCUGGCCCUCAGAGGACUUGAAUUCCUCACUGAUAGAUCUGGCUAGGCAGUGCAGAAACCUGUUGGAGAUCCACUGCAACUGUGUGGUCAGCCAGGAGGUGGUGGAAGCGUUCCUCACACACUGCCCCAGGCUGAGGUGGUACACCCUGAAGGUCGGCAAGGAACGGCUCCCCUGGCAGUGA
Molecule: messenger RNA, 1125 nt
Organism: Acanthisitta chloris (rifleman)
Lineage: Eukaryota; Metazoa; Chordata; Aves; Passeriformes; Acanthisittidae
Gene: FBXL8
Product: F-box and leucine-rich repeat protein 8
Exons: 2
Coding region: 1-1125 (374 amino acids)
Molecular function (GO): protein binding
Source: RefSeq, a predicted model, not a curated record